This is a messenger RNA of Loxodonta africana (African savanna elephant), 6277 nucleotides long. It is a transcript of the gene OPA3, whose product is annotated as outer mitochondrial membrane lipid metabolism regulator OPA3. The transcript has 3 exons. NCBI's taxonomy places the organism in Eukaryota, Metazoa, Chordata, Mammalia, Proboscidea, Elephantidae. Bases 4584 to 5081 code for a protein of 165 amino acids. Gene Ontology annotation, biological process: regulation of lipid metabolic process. The record is from RefSeq and is a predicted model, not a curated record. Gene Ontology annotation, cellular component: mitochondrion.
GAGAGGGCUUUUUAUUGAUCAAUCUGUAGAUAAGAACUGCUUUGGGUGAAGGGAAAGACAACACUCAAUACAAGGAAGGUCAGCCUAAUUGGACUGGACUUUUAAGAGCAAAGAGGUUUCCGGGAUAAAAUGAAAGCUUCAAAGGUCAGCGGAGCAGGGGCUGGGGUCUGGGGAACUUGGUUUGAGGGGACUUCUAAGUCAACGGGCAAAAUAAUUCUAUUAUGAAAACAUUCUGCAUCCCACUUUGAAUUGUGGCGCCUGGGGUCCUAAAUGCCAACAAGCGCCCAUCUAAGAUACAUCAAUUGGUCUCAACCCACCUGGAGCAAAGGCAAAGGAAGAACACCAAGGUCACACGACAACUAAGAACCCAAGAGACAGAAAGGGCCACAUGAACCAGAGACCUACAUUAUCCUGAGACCAGAAGAACUAGUUGGUGCCCGGCCACAAUCGAUGUCUGCCCUGUCAGGGAGCACAACAGACAACUCCUGAGGGAGCAGGAGACCAAUGGGAUACAGACCCCAAAUUCUCAUGAAAAGACCAUACCUAAUGGUAUGACUGCGACUAGAGGAAUCCCAGAGAAAAUGCUCCCCAGAACUUCUGAUGGCACAGGACAGGAACCAUCCCCGAAGACAACUCAUCAGGCAUGAAAAGGACUGGUCAGUGGGGGGGAGAGAGAUGCUGAUGAAGAGUGAGCUAAUUAAAUCAGGUGGACACUGGAGAGUGUGUUGGCAACUCUUGACUGGAGGGGGGAUGGGAAGAUAGAGAGAGAGGGAAGAUGGCAAAAUUGGCACGAAACGAGAGACUGAAAGGGCUGACUCAAUAGGGGGAGAGCAAGUGGGAGAAGGGAGUAAGAUGUAUGUAAACCUACAUGUGACAGACUGAUUGGAACGGUAAAUGUUCACUUGAAGCUUAAUGAAAAUUAAUUAAAAAAAAAAAGAAGGUCAAAGGAGACAGAAGUUUUUGUAUGUGAGGCCUCUGGAGUGAAUUUGCCCAAGCGUAAGUUCCAGCGAAUCUGGAAAAGAAAGAAAAGAAUUAACAAUGUAUAAUACAUACAAAUAUGCAUGUAUUUUUAAAAAUAAUUUUAUUGUGGCAAAACAUAAAACAAAAACAUUGCCGUUUUAACCAUUGUAAGUACAAUUCAAUGACAUUAAUUAAAUUCACCAUGUUGUGCACCCAUCACUACUGCCUGUUUCCAGAAAUUUUUCAUUCUUCUAAACAGAAACUGGAGCUCUGGUGGCGCAGUGGUUAAGAGCUGUGGCAGCUCACCAAAAGGUCAGCAAUUCAAAUCCACCAGCCACUCUUUGGAAACCCUAUGGGGUAGUUCUGCUUUGUCCCAUAGGGUUGCUAUGAGUCAGAAUUGAAUGCGUGGCAGAGUUUGUUUUUUAAACAGAAAUUAAGGAGCCCUGGUGGUGCAGUCGUUAAGCACUCAGUUGCUAACCAAAAGGUCAGUGGUUGAAACCCACCAGCUUCUAUAAAGUUUGUGGGCUAGGAAACCCUAUGGGACAGUUCUACUUAGUCCUAUAGGAUCACUAUGAGUUGGGAUCCACUUGACUGCAGUGGGUUUGGCUUUCAGUUUUAAACAAACUCAGGACCUCUGUGUUAGUUAUCUAGUGCUACUAUAACAGAAAUACCACAAGUGGGUGGCUUUAAGAAACAGAAAUUUAUUUUCUCAGAGUUUAGGAGGCCAGAAGUCUUAAUUCAGGGUGCCGGCUCUAGGGGAAGGCUUUCUCUCUUGGUCGGCUCUGGGGGAAGGUUCUCGUCUCUGAGCUUCUGCUCCUGGGUAAUCCUCAUGUGGCUUGGCUUCCAUUUUCCCCCAUUCUCCCUGCUUGCUUGCUUGUUUAAUCUCUGUUAUAUCUCAAAGGAGAUUGAUUGAAGACAUAUCCUAUUCUAAUAUUGUCUCAUUAACAUGACAAAACCCAUUCCCAAGUGGGAUUAUAAUCACAGGCAUAGAGGUUAGAAUUUACAACACAUAUUUUUGGGGGACACAGUUCAAUCCAUAACAACCCCCUAAGCAGUAACUCCCAUUUCCCUCUCUCCCUAGCCCCUGGUAACCAACCACUAAUAAACUUUUGUCUCUAUGCAUUUGCCUAUUCUAGAUAUUUCGUGUAAGUGGGAUCAUACAAUAUUUGUUUGUGUCUGGCUUACUUCACUCAGCAUAAUCUUUUCAAGGCUCAACCAUGUGGUAGCGUGUAUCAGAACUUUUCAUUUCCCUUUAUGGCCACAUUUUGUUUCUCUAUUCAUUUGCUGAUGGACACUUGGGUGAUUUCCACCUCUUGGUUAUUGUAAAUAGUGCUACAGUAAACAUUUGUGUACAAGUAUUUCUUUCAACGGUUGUUUUCAGUUCUUUUAGAUAUUUAGGGGUGGGAUUACUGGUAAUUCUAUGUUUAACUUUUGAGGAACCGCCAAACUGUUUUCCACAGCAGCUGAUAAUAGCCAUCCGAGUGGGUAUGGAGUGGUAUCUCCUUGUGGUUUUGACUCGUAUUUCCUUCAUGACUACUGUAUUUUUCCACAAAUAACAUGCCCAUGUAAAUAACACACCCACACAUAUAACACGUGGAAAUGAUGAAAUUAAGUAAAACAGUUCUGGCAAAGGGGCCCACGCAUAUACCAUACGUGUCUUGUGACAUUUCCAGAAGUGAAUUUUGGCCACAUUCACCCAUCUUCCAGUAUUACAGGGAGAAGUGUGGAUUCUGCCCAGGACCUGGGCACUGAGCUGCCUUGUUGAACCAGUCCCAGGGUUUUCACCUUGACCAUGCCCAUCGGGGCAGCCAGUAGGGCUCCUCACACCAGAGGCUGGGAUGUUUUUACAUACCUCUUCAACCCUUCGCAUUCAUCUAAGGGAAGCUUGUCCUGGCCUGCCCUGGAGUAUGGACUUCCGCUUCCUGUCUUCCCAAAUUGGACUGACCUUCUGGCAAGUCUUCUCGAUCUAGGUCCUGCUGCUGUUUAAGUACCUGCCCCAAGGGUGCAGUGCCAAAGGAACCAAAGCUUAUCUCCAUUGCGUGGUGUCUGCUGAAUCAUUUAGAUAAAUUACAGACAGACAAUAAAACAGUCUCUAUUUUUUUUUUUUUAUGAAAAUAGUAAGGAGCCCUGGCGGCACAGUGGAUAACCCCGCUGCUAACUGCAAGGUCAGUGGUUUGAACCCAUAAGCCACUCCUCGGGAGAAAGAUGUGGCAGUCAGCUUCUGUAAAGAUUACAGCCUUGGAAAACCUAUGAGGUAGCUCUAUACUGCCCUGUAGGGUUGCUAUGAGUCGUGAUGGACUCGAUAGCAGUGGGUUUGGUUUUGUUUUAUGAAAAUAGCAGAGGCUUGGGGAGCCUUGGAGAAGCUAGUUCAUUCUAGACAUGAGUCUGGAGAGAUGUACAGGGGUCUUCAAAAUUAUGCUAAUAAUUUUAGCCUUUAUUCCAAGGGCACUGUGAGCCAUGGCCAGUUCUGAGCAGGAGGAAGGUCAGGGUCAGAUUUUCACUUUAGAUAGAUCCCUCUGGCUGCUGUCAGGGGGCUGGAUUGAUGGGGGCAAGACUGGGGCAGAGAGACCAGGGAGGAGGCUGGGACAGCAGCUGGGUGGAAGAAGAGAGGCUGGACUGGGGCAGUGGCUGUAGGGGAGGAGAGGAACGAGUAGAGGGUCCCAGAAGAGACACUUCCUGGGAGCUGGCCCCCAGAGUUGGUCCUGCCUUGAUUUUGGCAUUGGCCAGGUACCCUGCUCCAAAGCCUCAUGUUAGCAUGACUAACAUAACUGACCACACACUCAGCAUUUGCAAUCAAUUCACUUAUCAAAAUGCAGAUCCGAUACAGAUAAGUGGAGCCUCUAAACCUGCCUGUAUGUUUGGAAUGUUUUAUAAUAAAAUUUGUUUCAAAGGAAGACUUAAUGAAAAUUAUAAACAUGGUUGCUAAAAAAAAAUCGUAGAAGUUCUGAAAGGAAAAUUAGUGACAGUGCCCAAAAUAUGGAGCAAAGAAGAGUGAUGGAUAAACAGGAAAGUCGAGACCCAAGGAGGGUCAGUACAGGACAGCCACCCUCUCACUGGGAAGUGUUCUAGAAGAGUACAGAGAGAAAAGGAAGAGGAGGAAAUGCAUAAGACAAGAAAUAUUCCUAGGACUAAAGAGGGGAACUGGGUUCUGACAGAAGAGUGGCAAGUAUGGGAAAUGAGAGAGACUCACUCAGUGCAAUGUCAGUGCCAAAGAGAUGAAGAAAAGCACCUCUCCCCACUCUGGGUAAUGGAACUAGGCCUCCAAACUUUGGAGGGAAUGUGAUUUUGAACCUCUAAUUCUGGGCCAAGAAACUAUCAUCUAGGUUAUUGUGAAGGUGGAAAAAUAUAUUUCAAACAUGCAAGGAUUCAAAACACUUACCUACCAAGCAUCCUUUCUGAAAAAGGUACUUAAGGAUAAACUUCAGAAAAACUGGAGUAGAAUUCGACUAAGAGGAGGACAUGGGUUUCCCACAGUGUGAAGGAGAACAGUUUGAAGAUAUCCUGGGAGGACAGCCCCACCUCAGCCUAGAGAGCAGGCACUGUAUCCACAGUCAACUAUUUUAUAAAAAGAACAGGAGCAAGAUGCUGGAUGAUCUUGGUUACAUGUGUACCACUGGGUGGAGAUGCGGACCAAGAUGCGCAUUAUGGGCUUACAGGGCGCAGCCAUCAAGCCGCUGAACGAGGAGGCGGCCGCCGAGCUGGGUGCCGAACUGCUGGGCGAGGCCACCAUCUUCCUCUUGGCCAGCGGCUGCCUGGUGCUGGAGUACUGGCGCCACCAGAAGCACCAGCGCCACAGGCAGCUGGAGCACAGCGCCGCCUGGGACGCGCUGCAGGACGAGGUGGAGCACCUGUCGCUCAUGCUCGAGGCGCUGCAGGCUCAGGUGCAAGCGGUGCCGUCGCAGAGCGCCCUGGAGGAGCUGCGGGCGCAGCUGCAGGAGGUGCGCACCCAGCUCGGCGCCCGGGACGCACCGCCCGCGCCCUCCGCACUGCCCCUGGUACCACCCACAGCCUUGGCACCGCCUGCAUGUCCUGCCGCGCCCCCGGCACCACCCGCGGCACCGCCCACAUGCCCGGUCACGCCCCUGGCACUGCCUGCGCCCCAAGCAGAGCCCGCGAAAUAGGAAGCCUCAGGGUUCUCUGGGCCUUGACCCAACAGUUGUCUGGGCUGCGACGUCCGACUUGGCCUUCUCUCUGCAAAUCUCCUGCCCAGACUGACCCAAAUAGCCCCUCCCGGUCCCUUUCGGGGCAAAGGCGACCCAGGACUGGGGCUGCUCCAACAGGCAUUUGGUAACCUCCCUACUAACCUGCCUAGUUACCACUUAGAUCUCCACUCCCCCUGGUAGGACAUUCGAACAGGGACACCCCCUCCCCCAGCCCAUUGGUUUUGCACUUUGGAAUGGAAAGGGUGCCUUCCUGUGCACCUGACUCCACAAAUUCGGGCCCAGCAGGACAUCCUUCUCACUCUUUUGGCAAAACAAAACUGCAUCCUCUCGUUGGAUUUAUCUAAUCUUUCAUUCUGUCACACACAUCCCCCCCCCCAUUUACCUGAGGGGUGAUCCCUUCCCUAGGACGCUCGUCCCUUACACAAGAACACCCCGUUCCUCCUCCUCAUUGGUACAGACCGGUGUAAUGAAAAUGCGGAAACUUCCAAUGGACUUAGCUACCCGUCAUCUUCAAUCCACCUAACUCGUUAGGUGGAAAAAAAUUACAAAAACAAAGAUCUUGGACUGCCUUAGCUCCAGUGAGUCACUCUGCGGCGCUACCUCUAAUCCACCCUCGACUGGGAUUCUCCCCUACCUAAGUGGAUUAUUCCAGAAGAUCCUCCCUCCAUCCUUUAGUCUGUGGCACAGUCCACUGGAAUGGCAGGGUCUUCCUGCUAGAUUCCACCCCAUCUCCCAUCCGCGGUCUGUUCCAGCAGGACACGGUCCCUUGGGGUGGGAAAAUUGAUCCUGACUUGGGCUAAUCCCUCCUAUCUUCCGAUCUCAGCUCCCUAUUUACCUGUCUCCAAAGUCCCUAGACCUUUCUACCUUCCUUGUCUCCUCCUCUUCAGUAAUCUUUCAUGGGGACCCACCUGCCCCCACACACACCCCCACCUCACCCCCCCCAUCUUCCAUUCAAAUCAAUUCCUCAGACUACUCAGGGAUCCCCCUUCCCUCCUUCCUGGCCUUGGACUGGUCCCACAGUCCCCCUUUCUCAAACAGUGGCCUCCAAUGGGGCUACCUGCCGCGAAUCUCCGAGCUCCCCACCCCACCCAAAUGGAAUAUUCCACCAGCCAGUGUUACUGACCCCACCCGCUGCCAACCUAUUGAGCCACUGA